Messenger RNA from Bactrocera dorsalis (oriental fruit fly), 1180 nucleotides. RefSeq lists its product as uncharacterized. NCBI's taxonomy places the organism in Eukaryota, Metazoa, Arthropoda, Insecta, Diptera, Tephritidae. Bases 242 to 1036 code for a protein of 264 amino acids. Gene Ontology annotation, cellular component: elongator holoenzyme complex. Gene Ontology annotation, biological process: tRNA wobble uridine modification. The record is from RefSeq and is a predicted model, not a curated record. The transcript has 2 exons.
GUUUGCGAAUUUGCUAUUUCCAAUUGAGCUUUUAAUUCCUUCUAUAAAAUUAUUAUUAUUUAAGAGUAUAUAUUUGUUUUAUUACUUUUCUAUAGUUACGGGUUAAAAUAUUUCGUUGACAUAUUCAGUGCUUUAACUUGGAAGUUCUUUUACAACUUUUUCAUUGAUAACGACAGAUAGACCAGCUUGGAAGUGCCGGCUAGGUGUUUGGCUACCACUAAGUUCAAUUGAAUAAUUCAACAUGGCUGCAUCCGUGCUAUUCGCUUGCGGCUUGAACGAGCAAAAACUGCCAAAAUUCGUGCACAUCAGUGAGGAGUCGAACUGCGACGGCAGCUUCCUCUUCAGCUGCAUACUCGGCCAACGGCUGCGUAUCUCCAACGCCGGCACGGUGCUGGUGUGUCUGCAGCACAACUAUCAGCAUUACUUCCAUGCCGGCAUGCGUCUCGGUUACAAUGUGAAUAUUUUUCUUGACAAAACGCUGAAUGUUGUGGAUCCACUAACGGAUAUGGCUGAAAAGGGUAUGGCCAGCAAGUGGCUGCAGGAUGAACGGCAAGUCACAACAUUACUGCUUGACGGCAUCCGUGAUUACAUUAGCGCCAGCGCGGCACAACGCAUCAGCACAACGAUUUUGGUUGAUAAUUUGGCGAUUUUAUUGAAUUUGGGCGCCACCAAGGAAGAGAUAAUCCAACUGUGUCAUGAGUUAGCGGAAUUGCCGAAGCAGUAUAAGAAUUUGGCGGUGAUCACGAAGUUGAGCAAUUGCGACCUAUAUGCGCCGAUCGAUAACUGUGUGGCGAAGUUGGGCACGUUGCGCAUACGUGCGACGCAGCUGAAGAGCGGCGUGUCACGUGAUGUGGAUGGUAAACUGUUGAUCGAGCGUGAGUUGGCUGCCAAUAGUGUGAAGGAAGCGGGCGAAGAGCUGGAAGCGCUGCAGAAUGGCGGCUACGAACUCGAGCAAAUGCGCAAAGAGGUGCUGUACAAAGUGAACGACAGGAAUAUAAAGAUCAUUAAUCCCGGUGAAUUGGGUGUGAAAGUUUGAGAAAUACUUAAGAGCUCUAGAAGAAUUUUGCUGUAUAUGGUUCAAAAAUUGAAUUUUAAUGAAUUAUAUAUUUUCGAAUACGCAAUUUACUUACGGUUUUCGUUACAUAGUUGAAAAAAUAUAAUUUCUUGUAAUAUAAAUGAA